AUGUGGAUUGAUCGCACCUUCUUCCGCCGUAACUGGCAAAUGCUCGGCCUCGUCUUCGGCUCGGCCUUCGUCUUCGAGAUUGCUUAUGACAACGGCAUGAACAAGGUCUGGGACAACUUGAACCGCGGCCGUCAAUGGAAGGACAUCAGACACAAGUACGUCGAGGCCGCUGAGGAGGAGGAAUAG
Messenger RNA from Microdochium trichocladiopsis, 186 nucleotides. RefSeq names its product cytochrome b-c1 complex subunit 9. Bases 1 to 186 code for a protein of 61 amino acids. The transcript is spliced from 4 exons. Gene Ontology annotation, biological process: mitochondrial electron transport, ubiquinol to cytochrome c. The record is from RefSeq and is a predicted model, not a curated record. NCBI's taxonomy places the organism in Eukaryota, Fungi, Ascomycota, Sordariomycetes, Xylariales, Microdochiaceae.